This is a messenger RNA of Penicillium pulvis, 2395 nucleotides long. RefSeq lists its product as uncharacterized. Bases 26 to 2395 code for a protein of 789 amino acids. Lineage: Eukaryota; Fungi; Ascomycota; Eurotiomycetes; Eurotiales; Aspergillaceae. The record is from RefSeq and is a predicted model, not a curated record. The transcript is spliced from 5 exons.
CUACGUGGGAUGAUGCUGCUACAGAAUGGACUUUUGGUCUCGUCUUAUCGGCGGUUCACGCGCGCUAUCCAAGACCUCCCGGGCGACCUCCCCAACUGAACGCCUAACGGCAUUCAAACGCGCUUGCAAUGCUCUCCAGCAAAUAUGGCGCUCAAACAACACACCCUCCGGCGAACAACCAAUCUCGCACGCGCGUGCCUACAUCGAACGACUCAACUCGAUCUUGAGCGAUGAAUCCCGAGGACCGGCUCCUCAUCCUUGCGUGGCCUAUGCCGCCUCUUCCCAGAUAUUCGUGACAGUCACAAAACUAGCCCUAUCGUACUACGAUGAUCAACUGCUGCGCUCGGCGACCACAUUCUUCAAUACCCUUAUCGAUGCGGAGGUGGAUGGCGUGGUGGACAAUCGGCUCUUCGCUCGCGCAAUGGUGGAUUUGGUUCGGCGAGCAGAUAAAGGCUCAGUCGAGACCGAAGGAAGACUGGUGGAAUUGCUGUUUGGCAUCUCCAACAACAUUCGUUUGCAACCGGCUAUUCUUCCCGCGUGGUUUGUCCCCCGAGCGACCCCCAUCGGCCAGGAUGGCGAGUCAUCAGGCCCGAGUGGGACGGAGUUUGCGGGUACCAUGCGCAAGGAUGAAUUCCCUUUGUUCUAUCUACUUGUUGAUUAUGUCCACAAUGAGGGGCGAGCGGGUGACUUCGCGCGUACUGGACUUCUGUACUUGAUUGAGACCGCGUCGCGCUCGAAGAAUCUGGAAAAGUGGUUGAUUGAGAGUGACCUGGCAACGCUGAUGGCAACUGGGUUAGGUGCAUUGUACAGCCAAUUGGGCAGCUUAUGCUUCCCAUCGCCUGAUGACGAGGCUCCCCGUAUAAUCGCGCUUUCAGACCAUGCGAAUGAAGUAACUGCUCUUCAGCCCGCUCUGGGUGAAGCUAUGGACGCGUUCAUGUCAUACCUGCUCUUUUGGCAGGACACCAUUGAUCACUGCAAGUCCACAGAAGUCAAUGACACCCUCCUGGAUCAUUUCCAGGUCCUUUUCCUUGAGCAACUCUUAUAUCCUUCUCUAUUAGAAUCAUCCGACGUGGCUGGCGGUUCAACAGCAGCUGUGUUGACCUAUAUGUGUCGUAUCCUGGACUCAAUCGAACAAGGUGAAUUGGUUCACCGUAUCUUGCAUUUCUUAUUAGCCUCAUCACCUCCACCUGAGGAGCAAAUGGACAUGUCGGCAAGCCGACGCAAAUCGCUCAAUGUGUUGGCUGCUUUGGCUUCAGAGGCAGCCCAGCCCUCGCCUUCUCUAUUCAAUCUGCGUGACCUCGCGCUCAUGGGGCUUCAAUCCACAAACCGACAAACGGUCCUGGCAACAUUACGUCUAUUGAACGUUGUCCUCCAGCGGCACCAUCCGUUUGCCCGAGCCCUUAUCCACACGAUACCCAGUCAAACGUCCCAGCAGCGGUCUGUCGGUGCGUUCAAUACAGAGCUUGAACAGCUCCUUGGUCUUGGGACAUCUCUCAUUGAUGAACCGACCUUGAAUGAAUCCUACGACAACUACGUCUCGGAUGCGACAUGGGUACUCGAGUCACGCCUUUGCCUUCCUGUGUCAGUUGAGGGGGCCGAGAAAGAUAUUCCGUUGCCCCAACAGCUUCAACAGGAUGACCCCAUUGUACAGGGUCUGCUGAGUUGUGUUGAUUCGUUUUUCACCAACAGUGUCAUCGUCAACUUGGCGCUCACCGGUGUUCUUAUGAGCCUCGCAUCAUCCCAUCUGUUUUCACUAGAUGGUUGGGUGUUAGUUGACCCAGCCCAAUUUGACCCUCCGACUGAGGCUCCUUCAGAUGCCCUUGACCACGUUCGCCAGGCUUACCGAGCACCGACAUGGCCAGCAACUGCUGCCCCAACUCUGACUUCUGCGCUUCGACGGCUGGUAGACCAAGUCCGUCAAUGGCAGCAAGAUCUACCCGACUUUGAUGUCUUGAUCGCUGCUCGUCGUGAACUACUUCACAAAGAGCAGGAUCCUCCGAUGUCGGAUUCCUUGGAGCCAGUCGAGACAGGCCCAACAUCUACAGAGCGCUCGCGCCUCUCACACCCCGGAUCGCCCGAACCCUCGCAGCAUUCGCGGGGUCGAUCACCGGGAAUGUCUAGCGAAAUGCGGGAUGAGUCGUCCGUGCGCCCGAUUGACUCUCGCGGGUCGGACUCCACGGCCGAGGCUUUGCGCCAGCGGUUAGCCAUGCCAUUUCCCCCGGUUCCCGUACAACCCGAGGAAGUGGAUCCCACACCAGAUGCAGAUCAUGAGCAAUCGUCGGUUACACUUGGCCAUGUUCUUACUAAUAUCGUGAUUCUCUAUGAGUUUUUGCUAGAAUUGUCUGCAGUGGUGCAGGCACGAGGAAGUCUUUUUGAAGAAGCAGGGUAUCCUUAG